AAGUUGACGUAGGUUGGAAAGAGACAACCUUGUCCAAAAGACUCGGCGUUAAGAAUAUAUAAAUAAGGAAACCAUGCCAAACGGAAAAAGCCCCCCCAAGAGUAAUAGCAAAUGCAAUACUGCUAAGGCAAGCUAACGAACCAAACACAAAUCCUCUCAUUUACCUUGUCUCUCUCUGCCUCCAAAAUAUUCAAACAAGAAAAGAAAGGAAUUACACUGCACAUAAUAAUACCCCUAUAUCUAUUCUACAAUCUCAGAUUCUCUUCCUUGGUCUCAAAUGCUCACAAUGGCAACAUUCAUCACAAAAAUUGCCAUCAUCUAUGCUUUUCUCGCAAUUUUUCUCUCUGCAGAUAUUGGAGUUUUUCAAGGUGUUGAAUCAUUUGGAAUCAACUAUGGGCAAGUGGCUAACAAUUUACCUCAGCCAGACAAAGUCCUUGAAUUGUUGAGCACCCUUAAACUCACAAAGACAAGAAUCUAUGACACCAACCCUGAGAUUCUGAGUGCUUUUGCCAACUCAAACAUUGAAAUCAUUGUGACAGUGGAGAAUGAAAUACUAAGCCAGUUAGAUGAUCCUCAACAAGCACUUCAAUGGGUGAACAGCCGCAUCAUACCCUACCUACCCGGGACAAAGAUCACAGGUGUUCAGGUUGGGAAUGAGGUCUUCACUGAUGAUGACACGACUCUCAUUCAGCACCUUGUACCAGCAGUGGUGAACAUUCAUAAUGCUCUAGCUCAGUUAGGCUACUCAAACAUCAAGGUUUCAACACCUAGUUCCCUAGCAGUGCUUGAUCAAUCUUACCCUCCUUCAGCUGGUAGUUUCAAAAGUGAGAUCUCAGGGAUCAUGUACCAGUUUUUGAACUUCUUGUCAAGCUCCAAGUCCCCCUUUUGGAUCAAUGCCUACCCCUACUUUGCUUACAAGGAUGACCCUAAUACCAUUCCUUUGCAGUAUGUGCUGUUUAAUCCUAAUGCAGGAAUGGUUGACCCUUACACCAACCUCCACUAUGAUAACAUGCUUUAUGCUAUGGUUGAUGCUGUUUCAUUUGCCAUUGCUAAGAUGGGGUUCAAAGGGAUAGAGGUUAGGGUCUCUGAGACUGGUUGGCCUUCAAAGGGUGAUGCUGAUGAGGUUGGUGCCACACCAAUGAAUGCUGCAACUUACAACAGGAACUUGCUGAGAAGGCAAAUGGCAAAUGAAGGGACACCUCUGAAUCCUAGAAUGAGGCUGGAAGUGUACUUGUUUGCUUUGUUCAAUGAAGACUUGAAGCCUGGACCAACCUCAGAGAGAAACUAUGGUCUCUUUCGGCCAGAUGAAUCCAUGACUUACAAUGUGGGUUUGUCUGCUCUUGCAACCUCGUCAGCAUCAACCUCCUCCUCUUCGAUUUCUCUUGCUUCCUCUGGCGCUAAGAUUAAGGUAGCAGCACCAUGGGAAUGCAAAAGCUUGGUGAACUUGAUGUUUGUAUAUGUGCUGAUUUCAACCCUAUAUGGGUGAAGAAUAUCCCUAUAGUACUGUGGAAUUCAUGUCAAAAUCCCCAUUCAGUACAGUUGGGAUUUUACUUCCUGAAAGGAGAUCCACCACUUAAACAAAGGCAUUCAUUAUGGAAUCUCAAGUUUGAACAUUAAAGGUACCCUAUUUUGCAGAAAAUAGAGACCAACACAAAUUCCACACAAUUGGGCAGUAAAAUCAUAAAAAAUACAGCAUAGGAAGAAAGGAAUUGAAGUGGAAGAAUGGAAGAUUACCCAACGUUUAAUCAAGUGGCUGUGCUUACGUCCACUUACCCCACCAUUAGUCAGUAGUCACAUUCUAGCAACUAGCCAUGUGGCGGUGAUGGGAAACUGAGCUUAUUUUAGGUAGACAAGGGACAAAAGCCAUCUCAUUCUUUCAAUGCAAGAUGUUGCACAAGAAUAAAUUAUAGUUUCAAUUUAAUUGCUUUGAUUAUGUAAAGUUAAUUUUACUUUCCUUUGUUUCCUCGACAAGAUUAUGUUACUAAAAAAUGACAAGUGAAGAAUCUUUUAUUGGCCUUACUUAAGCCAACUUUACAUGUUU
Messenger RNA from Cajanus cajan (pigeon pea), 2041 nucleotides. RefSeq names its product glucan endo-1,3-beta-glucosidase 14. Gene Ontology annotation, biological process: carbohydrate metabolic process. Gene Ontology annotation, molecular function: hydrolase activity, hydrolyzing O-glycosyl compounds. NCBI's taxonomy places the organism in Eukaryota, Viridiplantae, Streptophyta, Magnoliopsida, Fabales, Fabaceae. The record is from RefSeq and is a predicted model, not a curated record.